AUGACUGGCUGGAGUACAGCUUCCAAGACGCCUGGCGUAAUCCCCACACGUCUCGAGUGUUGGCAAUGUCGUAAAGUCAAAGUUUCGGAGUUGUUUUCGAACAAACAAAAGAAGGAAUAUCUGGCAACCGUGGGUAUGGCAAAAAGCGGUAGCGCGGCGCCAAAGAUCAGAUGUGAUGAAUGUACCAAUGAUCAACGUGUUGAGAUGGUUUGCCAAGGACCAUGCUCGUUCAGUAAAACUGCUAGGAAAAAUGGAGCGAAUCACUGGUGCAUAGCAUGUCAAAGUUGGAAAUUGAGUGUCGAGCCCAGUGUCGCUGUUGGCCCAGCUCCAAAUUCUAAGCUCGCACCGGAUGAAACCCAUGAUUUGCCCGACUAUGAUAAAGGUGAUUCCGAAGAUGAGGAGCAGCACUAUGGUAAUGAUGACCAAUCUACUAUUUAUGAGACUGGCAUUCCAAGCAAGGCAUGGUACAAGCAUUCUCAGGUAGCCUCUACCGCAGACGCUUCGACUUUCAUUUCAGAUCCUGCGGUUGGAGCGGCUCAGAAGGGUUUUAGUUCUAUGAAUUUGGGUACGGAAAAUAAACCUCCUCUUCCACAUCUCCGAGGACCCGACUAUAAACAAACCAAACAAAAACCAGCUGAGCCUGUCAACACUACGCCUAGUAAAGAGGCAAGCAGCGGGUUUAGUAAGACUAACGCAUGGGGAGGAAAUGAACCGUUUGUAUGGAAGCCAGUUGGUCGUCGUGCCCGUCAAUCCGAGUCUGUUAAUGGCUCUCAAAAUACCUUCGAGCAACAAAGACAGAAAUUUCUAGGCCCAAGAAUUGUCUCCCGCCCUUCUUCCAGUUCCAGUUCUGACGAGGGUAAUAUACCAUCUCAACCAACCGUCGCCAAGUGGCCAAAUGCAGUUGCCAAACCCAAGAACCGCGGAUCGGAAGCUCGAGCGCCUCAAGUAGAUAAUGGAUGGGGCGGGUCAUCUGCUAAUAACGCAACCAGCAAGUGGGAAAGUGUAGCUGCUAAACCAAAGAAAGAAGUUCGAAGCCCACAAGCAAGCGUUUCACCUUCUAACAUCUCAACCGGCAAGUGGGCAAAAUGUACGCCAGCUCCCGAGGCCGCGCCUGUCGUCACCCGUGGCCCUUCUCCCCCACCGCCCGCGACUACUGGUCCUGCGUACAGAUACAGUAUCGAUGGGGAUAGCGAUAGUGAAUAUGAUUACUGA
Glarea lozoyensis ATCC 20868 is the source of this 1212-nucleotide messenger RNA. RefSeq lists its product as uncharacterized. Lineage: Eukaryota; Fungi; Ascomycota; Leotiomycetes; Helotiales; Helotiaceae. The record is from RefSeq and is a predicted model, not a curated record. The transcript has 8 exons. Bases 1 to 1212 code for a protein of 403 amino acids.